This is a messenger RNA of Gongylonema pulchrum, 187 nucleotides long. The record is from the annotation of a GenBank genome assembly. NCBI's taxonomy places the organism in Eukaryota, Metazoa, Nematoda, Chromadorea, Rhabditida, Gongylonematidae.
CUAUGUUGCAGAAUCCUGAUUAUAUGAAGGAUGAUUUUUUUAUUCAAAUCGAAACAAUCCAUUUACCGGAUCGAGGUAUUAAUCCAAAUGCGCAUUCACUGAGCGUGGAAGAGCUCGAUAGGCGUGAUGUAAUCAGAUUAGAUAUUGCAGACGACUCAUCAUAUCUCAAUUCUGCGAACCGGUGAUG